This is a messenger RNA of Brassica rapa (field mustard), 503 nucleotides long. RefSeq names its product calvin cycle protein CP12-1, chloroplastic. The record is from RefSeq and is a predicted model, not a curated record. Gene Ontology annotation, biological process: negative regulation of reductive pentose-phosphate cycle. NCBI's taxonomy places the organism in Eukaryota, Viridiplantae, Streptophyta, Magnoliopsida, Brassicales, Brassicaceae. Gene Ontology annotation, cellular component: chloroplast.
UCUUCUCCUCCCUACAUCAAAAAAAUUAUCUCCUCCUCCCAUCAAAACUCUCCAAAGAUGACAACAGUAGCCGCAACAGGUAUCAACGUCGCGACUCCACGACUGGUCAUUCGACCAGCGGCUCGUCUAUACGCCCCGGUCCGUUUGAAUUACCCGUGGAAAUUCGGUUCGAUGAACCGGAUGGUUAUGUCGGUGAAGGCGACAUCGGAAGGAGGGAUGAUAUCGGAUAAGGUGGAGAAGAGUAUUCAGGAAGCGAAGGAGACUUGCGCUGACGAUCCUGUGAGCGGAGAGUGUGUGGCGGCGUGGGACGAGGUGGAGGAGCUGAGCGCCGCGGCGAGUCACGCUAGGGACAAGAAGAAAGCUGGUGGAUCCGAUCCUUUGGAAGAAUACUGCAGUGAUAAUCCUGAGACUGAUGAGUGUCGUACUUAUGACAACUGAUGUCUGAAAAUUUAGGUACCGGUUACGCGAAGAUGUUUAUUUUACUCGCAGCUAAAUUUUGUUUU